Penaeus chinensis is the source of this 2493-nucleotide messenger RNA. RefSeq lists its product as uncharacterized. Lineage: Eukaryota; Metazoa; Arthropoda; Malacostraca; Decapoda; Penaeidae. Bases 1 to 2445 code for a protein of 814 amino acids. Gene Ontology annotation, cellular component: membrane. The record is from RefSeq and is a predicted model, not a curated record. The transcript has 16 exons.
AUGGAAAUCAACGAGAACGUGAACAAAGAAGGACUGCAAGAUGACAAGGUGAAUAAGAAUCGAGAAGAAGAAGAAGAAGAAGAAGGUAAAGUAACAGAUAAACACGUGACUAGAUGUACGAGUCUAGUUGAUGCGUAUCACACAGCAUUAAGUGUACGUCUGAAUUGUGACUCAUCAAACCAUCAAAAGCACGGAGAGACCUUAGUGGUCAGAGAGUGCAAGCGCGCGUGUCCACUCAAGGGCCACCUUGCGAAGGUCGACACGCGAAGGCACCAAAGGAGCAAGAAUACUGUGGAAAGACAGACUCCACCGCGGAUCUCGACGCCACGCUUUGGGCGGACUAGCAGUACGCACACCUCGCCCGGUUGGGCGUGCGAGCUCAGGAGACCAUCCGAGCUGGAGCACCGUGCCCAGACGGGCCAGCCAAUUAACACCCGGGUCGCGCCGUCGCCCCCGUUCGUACGACAGGUUCUGUCUAAAUGCGCGGCCAGCCGCGGGAUCCACACUCUAGUCCUCCGCGGGGGGCGCGGCUGCGCGGAGCACCUCACAUCAACUCGACCGCAGAGAUAUGACCGUUUUUGUGAGUCUCUAGCACAACGCGCACGAACUGCACCUGCAUCACAUGGGUCACCCAUAUGGUACAAUCCCAAGAAAACUACACCUAAUCACAAGAAACCCCCUAUCACGCACAAAAACCAAACACAAAUCACUUACGCCACACGUGGGCAAAGGAAGAGACCCGGUAAACAAAUGAUCGCGCCUACAUCGGUGAACACAAGGAACAAACAACCACAAGGCCAUAUGUCACUUCACCUCAUCUCCGAACCACACAAGACGACACAGGCAAAAGCCGCACGGCGCCAACCAGUCAGAAAACACGCACACUACUCCACACGCGAGCACAAGUACAACCAUAGCGCCGAAGAGACCAAAACCAAAAGUCCAAAUCUCAACAUAUUCUCCACAAACAUCCAGAAGUCACGAAUCCCGCCCAUAUCCGAUCUUAACGGACGGCACGAUGUGCCCCUUCAGCUUGAAUUAACUCCCCGUAGCACGCUAGACUCAGCCACUCACUAUACCGCCCCGCCGAGCAACACCUCCGCCUACGCCCUCAGCGUGCACGAGGGACACCAGGAGACCGUCACCUUCUUCAUCGACGACCUUCCUCCUCAGGCUGCUGGUGACCUUCUGAUCCAGGAAAUACAAAGUGAUCAUUUAGACCACAUAGCCAUAUCUCCAAGUAAGAUUCCAUUGGCCGAGGCAGAGUCCCAGGGCCUUUUAGAACGUUCAGAAAACAACACCCUAGAGGGCUCUUUCAACGUCUCUGGGAAGUUCCUGGGCUUUACCAAGAUCAAGUUUGUCCUCAGCAAUGGCAAUGAUGAGGAACUUGUGGAGAGUGAGCCUGUCAGUGUCAAGGUGCAACGUGGCCAACGGGUGCUUGAUAAAAUCUUCAUCCAUGUUGUUAUUGCAAUGGUUAUUGUAGCGUAUAUCAACAUGGGCUGUGCCAUAGACUUACAGGUUAUCAAACAGACCCUUCGUAAGCCUGUCGCCCCUGCUAUAGGCUUGGCUUCGCAGUACUUAUUUAUGCCAUUGGCCUCAUAUGCCAUUGGCUACGGCUUGUUCGGCAGCGCCCCGGAGAUGUGGUUGGGUCUGUUCCUGACUGGCUGCUCUCCGGGUGGCGGCGGAUCCAACAUGUGGACUUACUUACUGGACGGUUCCCUUGACUUAUCUGUCACCAUGACCUUCAUCUCGACUGUUGGGGCAUUCCUGGCACUGCCUAUGUGGGUCUAUGCUCUGGCAAGGACCAUCUUCCAAGAUGGACAUUUCUCGAAACUUCCCUACAAGAAUAUUGCCAUGUUAGUGGUUGGCCUUGUGCUGCCUCUGUCCAUUGGCUUGGUGAUCAAGCGCUGCUCGCCUCGGGUUGCGCUCGUCAUGAAGCGCCUUCUGAAGCCCAUCUCCAUCAUCUUCAUUCUGUUCAUGAUGACCUUUGGAGUUUACGCCAACCUCUACAUUUUUGCUUUCUUCAGCUGGAAGGUUGCUCUUGCUGGCAUUCUGCUUCCCUGGCUUGGCUUCCUGUUUGGUGCCGUGGCAUCCCUCGUGUGCAGGCGCAGCUGGGAGGAAGCCAUUGCCAUCAGUAUUGAGACUGGUGUGCAGAAUACAGGCCUGUCCAUAGGCAUCCUCAAGGUUGCCCUUCAGGAAUUUGCUCCGCUGGGAGACAUUACCAUGGUGAUUCCCGUUGCCGUGGCCACCAUGACCCCAAUACCUCUGACCAUUGCGUACAUUGCCAAGCGGAUCCGCGAGUGCAGGGCCAAGAAAACAACCUAUGAGAUUGAUUGCCCUGAGGAUUAUGAGGAUGACAUGAAAAACCAGCUGCAUCUUUCUCCCUCAUCCACAUCGUCACUCCACAAGGAUGCCAACGAUAAUUCAAAAGCUGUUUUGGCUUAAAUCUUUUUUUUCUUUUUGUCAGAUAUGAAAAUUAAGAGGGAGAAGGGA